Molecule: messenger RNA, 384 nt
Organism: Drosophila persimilis
Lineage: Eukaryota; Metazoa; Arthropoda; Insecta; Diptera; Drosophilidae
Product: defensin
Exons: 1
Coding region: 16-306 (96 amino acids)
Biological process (GO): defense response to bacterium; humoral immune response
Source: RefSeq, a predicted model, not a curated record
AGAUCAGAUUCCAGAAUGAAGUUCAUCGUUUUCCUUGCUCUUUCCUUGGCUGUGAUGUGUCUGGUGCAGGCACAGCCUCUGGCCGAGGAGCCCAUCGAGGAGGAUGUGGCCAAGCCCCUGGUCCAACUGAUGGAGCAACCCGUCCAGGAUGUCGAUGUCCCCGAGCACAGUCGCCAGAAACGGGCCACCUGCGAUCUGCUUUCGAAAUGGAACGUAAAGCACACGGCCUGCGCCGGCCACUGUCUUGCGAAGGGCUUCAAGGGUGGCUACUGUAACAACAAAGCAGUGUGUAUUUGCCGUCGUUGAUGCUGAUUCGGAAUGUAUUUUAAUCAGACAUUAUGUACACGCUUGGAAAUAAAGCUCAGAGAACAUUGAAAUCGUCAA